Molecule: messenger RNA, 927 nt
Organism: Saccostrea cuccullata (small rock oyster)
Lineage: Eukaryota; Metazoa; Mollusca; Bivalvia; Ostreida; Ostreidae
Product: microfibril-associated glycoprotein 4-like
Exons: 5
Coding region: 1-927 (308 amino acids)
Source: RefSeq, a predicted model, not a curated record
AUGAGCUACCUCUGGGCUGUCGUUUUAAUCGCCGCCUACUUUACGGUGCCUCUCACUGCGAUGUUUUCUCGGAGGUACGUUAGAAACAUGGACUGUGAUGAUAAAAAGUCAGAACACGAUAUUUUAGGAGAGUAUUAUAUAUCAUUUAAAGACUGCGCUGAGAAGUGUCGGGGAGAUUGUGGCGUGUUUGGGUAUAAAGAAGGAUUGAAGAAGUGCCGGCUUCACAGGAAACUCCACAAGUCGUCAGCUACAGAUGAGGAGGGCUGGAAAUACUUCUUUCAUGAUUUUCUCCCUAGAGAUUGUAAGGAUCUUCACGAUAACGACUACACAUAUACAGGGGUGUACGACAUCUACCCCUUUGGAGUCAGCUCUAUUCCUGUCAAGGUGUUCUGUGACAUGACAACAAUAGGAGGGGGAUGGACGGCAAUUCAAAAACGGAUGGAUGGAUACGUGAACUUUGAUAGGAACUGGAUAGAUUAUAAAAAUGGAUUUGGUUCAUCGGAAGCGGAAGUCUGGAUUGGGCAUGACGUAAUCCAUCAAUUAACCAAAGAAAACACCUCAUCCCUGUAUGUAACAAUUACUCUACAGAAUGGUACAACGCUGUAUGAAAUGUACGACGGAUUCUCUGUCUCUGACGAAGCAGGAAAAUAUCAACUGUUUCUUGCAGGACCUGCCACGGGGACCUUAGGUUAUCCUUACCACGAUCUGUCUGGGAUGUACUUCUCCACCCACGACAGGGACAAUGACAGAUCUAGUAGUAACUGUGCUGCUCUCAGUAACCGUAGAGGAGGCUGGUGGUUUAAUGCCUGUCAUCGCGCCUUCCUUAACGGUGUGUGGUCCUCAGAGUCCUGGCACUGGCCAUGGGAUCCCACAGUAACGAGUGGGACAUCAGUGAAGGGGACCACCAUGAUGGUCAGACGUCAUUAG